UCUCUGCAGCUCCAGUCGGACUCCACCGGUCAAGAUGGCGGACAGACCAGUUCCUGUUGCUGAGAGGCGUCUGAUGGAUGUGAAACUGGGCGAGUUGGGAAGCUGGCUUGGAGCAAGAGACUUCACCCCCAAUGGAAUCAUCUCUGCCAUCCGCAGGGGCCACGACAGAUACUUCAACAAAUACAUUAACGUAAAGAAGGGAGGCAUUGGCGGUGUUGCUAUGCUGCUCGCUGGUUACGUGGUCAUCAGCUACAUUUGGGAGUACGACCACAUCAAACAUGAUCGUUGGAGGAAGUACCACUAACAAGCCCCAUCAGAUUUUCUGGGUUGGCAACUUUUUGCUUUCCCAGCUCUUGUUCAGUAUGUGACCAAUAAACAAAUUUAAGAGUUA
Molecule: messenger RNA, 391 nt
Organism: Corythoichthys intestinalis (scribbled pipefish)
Lineage: Eukaryota; Metazoa; Chordata; Actinopteri; Syngnathiformes; Syngnathidae
Gene: atp5mf
Product: ATP synthase membrane subunit f
Exons: 4
Coding region: 35-304 (89 amino acids)
Biological process (GO): proton motive force-driven mitochondrial ATP synthesis
Molecular function (GO): proton-transporting ATP synthase activity, rotational mechanism
Source: RefSeq, a predicted model, not a curated record